UCAGCCUAGAGGAAGCCUAUAACAGGAGUCUCUGCCCCACCCAAGAUUUGCAAAAAAACCCACCACAACCAAAAACCAGAGAUCCAAUUGGCGUGUUUCUGUUCUGCCCAGGAGGGUGUACCCUUGGAACGUCCCAAAUAAAAGCCCAGAUUUGCAGAGGCUCCAGGCAUAAUCAUCCUCUCUGUCUGCCCUUUAUUCUCCUCUGCGGGUUUCCUGUUGGCUCUCCAGGUCGGAAAUGGCGAGCCCCUUGGAGAAGGCCUUGGACGUCAUGGUGGCGACGUUUCACAACUAUUCCGGCAAAGAAGGCAACAAGUUCAGUCUGAACAAGAACGAAAUGAAGGAGCUUCUUUUGAAGGAACUGCCCGGAUUCAUCGGCAAAAAGAAAGACGAAGCCGCCUUCCAGAAGAUUAUGAGCAACCUGGAUGUCAACAAAGACAACGAGGUGGAUUUCCAGGAAUAUGCCGUUUUCCUCGCCUGCAUCGCCAUGGCGUGCAACGAUUUUUUCCACGGCUGCCCUGAUAAAACACCAAGAACCAAGUGAAACCUUUUUUU
Messenger RNA from Pogona vitticeps (central bearded dragon), 552 nucleotides. NCBI's taxonomy places the organism in Eukaryota, Metazoa, Chordata, Lepidosauria, Squamata, Agamidae. The record is from RefSeq and is a predicted model, not a curated record.